This is a messenger RNA of Nomascus leucogenys (northern white-cheeked gibbon), 2427 nucleotides long. Lineage: Eukaryota; Metazoa; Chordata; Mammalia; Primates; Hylobatidae. The record is from RefSeq and is a predicted model, not a curated record.
ACGACACUUGUGCGGCAGCGGCGGCGGCCACCGGGCGCUCCUUCGCGACGGUUCGGCCGGGUGCCGCUGGCGGCCGUUGCCAGGGUAGGGGUCGCUUUGCGGCAUGGCGAUGGCGGAGGGCGAGCGGACUGACUGUGCUGAGCCCCCCCGGGACGAACCCCCGGCUGACGGCGCUCUGAAGCGGGCAGAGGAGCUCAAGACUCAGGCCAAUGACUACUUCAAAGCCAAGGACUACGAGAACGCCAUCAAGUUCUACAGCCAGGCCAUCGAGCUGAACCCCAGCAAUGCCAUCUACUAUGGCAACCGCAGCCUGGCCUACCUGCGCACCGAGUGCUAUGGCUACGCGCUGGGAGACGCCACGCGGGCCAUCGAGCUGGACAAGAAGUACAUCAAAGGUUAUUACCGCCGGGCUGCCAGCAACAUGGCACUGGGCAAGUUCCGGGCCGCGCUGCGAGACUACGAGACGGUGGUCAAGGUGAAGCCCCACGACAAGGAUGCCAAAAUGAAAUACCAGGAGUGCAACAAGAUCGUGAAGCAGAAGGCCUUUGAGCGGGCCAUCGCGGGUGACGAGCACAAGCGCUCCGUGGUGGACUCGCUGGACAUCGAGAGCAUGACCAUUGAGGAUGAGUACAGUGGACCCAAGCUUGAGGACGGCAAAGUGACAAUCACUUUCAUGAAGGAGCUCAUGCAGUGGUAUAAGGACCAGAAGAAACUGCACCGGAAAUGCGCCUACCAGAUUCUGGUACAGGUCAAAGAGGUCCUCUCCAAGCUGAGCACGCUCGUGGAAACCACACUCAAAGAGGUGCGCGUUGUGGGGCAGUGCGGGGAGGGCCAGCAGGGGUGGGCUCUCUGGCUGGGGAGGGGCCACAGAGCUCAGGAACUCACGGAUCCACCUCCCUCUCUCCCUCACACCCCCACCCCUGUGCCUUUCCUCCUGAAUAUCCCAUUUCUGUCCUGGCCUCUUGGUCUCUGUCCCACCCUCUUCGUUUGUGUUCCCUGCUUGUGUCUGUUGCAUGAUUCUUCUCGGUCUACUGUGAACUCUUACCCUUCCCCUCACCUCUGCCCCCUCCCCACGUCUCUCUCUGGGCCCCUCCCUCUCCGGUGGCCUCUUUUCUUUCAGACAGAGAAGAUUACAGUAUGCGGGGACACCCAUGGCCAGUUCUAUGACCUCCUCAACAUAUUCGAGCUCAACGGUUUACCCUCGGAGACCAACCCCUAUAUAUUUAAUGGUGACUUUGUGGACCGAGGCUCCUUCUCUGUAGAAGUGAUCCUCACCCUUUUCGGCUUCAAGCUCCUGUACCCAGAUCACUUUCACCUACUUCGAGGCAACCACGAGACAGACAACAUGAACCAGAUCUACGGUUUCGAGGGUGAGGUGAAGGCCAAGUACACAGCCCAGAUGUACGAGCUCUUUAGCGAGGUGUUCGAGUGGCUCCCGUUGGCCCAGUGCAUCAACGGCAAAGUGCUGAUCAUGCACGGAGGCCUGUUCAGUGAAGACGGCAUCACCCUGGAUGACAUCCGGAAAAUUGAGCGAAAUCGACAACCCCCAGAUUCAGGUCCCAUGUGUGACCUGCUCUGGUCAGAUCCACAGCCGCAGAAUGGGCGCUCGGUCAGCAAGCGGGGCGUGAGCUGUCAGUUUGGGCCUGACGUCACCAAGGCCUUCUUGGAAGAGAACAACCUGGACUACAUCAUCCGCAGCCACGAGGUCAAGGCCGAGGGCUACGAGGUGGCUCACGGAGGCCGCUGUGUCACCGUCUUCUCUGCCCCCAACUACUGUGACCAGAUGGGGAACAAAGCCUCCUACAUCCACCUCCAGGGCUCUGACCUACGGCCUCAGUUCCACCAGUUCACAGCAGUGCCUCAUCCCAAUGUCAAGCCCAUGGCCUAUGCCAACACGCUGCUGCAGCUAGGAAUGAUGUGAGGCGACGGGCGGGGCGGCCUGCACCCCAGGGCCCCUCUACUCCCACCGGACCCGGGCCCCGGGCCAGGGGCAGAGCAGGCCCCGCCCCAGGGCAACGUUGGACCCCCUUUUACUUUGUAAAGUUUGUAUUUAUUCCCCUUUAGGUUUGCAGAGGGGGUAGGGGCAGAGUCAGGGGCUGGCCAGAGGGUCUGCUCCCUGGACAGAGUGGAAGGAGGUGGAGCAGCUGGGGCUGGGGGCACAGCCUGGGCAUUCUGUGGGGAGGCCGUCCUCGGGUCGGGGUGGGGCCGAGUGGCUGCCCUGCCCCCCUCGUUUGCAUGGCUCCUCCCGCACUCAAGCAAUAGGGCCCUGCCAUAGGAAGACCCCCAGAGAGAGGGUCAGCAGGGGGGCCUCGCCUGCACCUCCCCUCCUGUAGCCCCAUGGUGGGGCUAGGCUGGGGCUCACCCCCCUCCCCAGCUAUUUUAUGUCUGUAAUUAAAUAUGUUAAAAUAAAGUCAUUAUCGGAAGUCA